CUGAAAACUAUUUUUAACGAUGGAAUCCGAUUGGCAAGAUAAAUUUAAAGGACUCAAUAAUCGCGUCUAUCAUUUGUUUCAGACAAAAAAGUAUACCGAUUGUCAUUUCCUGGUUGGUGAUUCACCACCAAAUCGAAAAGCAAUUGUAAGUCAUAAACUAAUUUUGGCAACGGCUUCACCUGUAUUUGAGCGAAUGUUUUAUGGACAACUGGCAGAUAAAAAUAAGCCUAUUAUUAUACCAGAUAUUCAGCCAGCUAUUUUCCAAUCCAUGUUAGAACAUAUUUACACAGACUGUGUUAAUAUUAGUUCAAUCGACAUGGCCUUCCAGUUGUAUUCUGCAGCAAAGAAAUAUAUGUUGAGUCAAUUGUUAGAAGAAUGUACUCGCUUUAUGAGUUCUAACUUAAGUCCGAAAAAUGUAUGCAUGGCAUACGAGUUUGCAGAAUUUUACGAUGAGUCAAGUCUGAAACUGAAAUGUUUGCAGUUAAUAAGAACUCUAACUCGCGAUGUUUUGGCUCAACCCAGCUUUAUGAACAUUAAAAUGUCCACACUAAUGGUAAUUCUUGAUCAAGACAAAUUGAAUAUUGGCUCCGAAGUGGAUUUAUUUAAUGCUUUAUCAAGAUUAGCUAAACAUAAAGGACUACUCAGAGAGACAUCUAUGCAGACAGCUAAUGAGAGGAAUAAUCAUAACUCCACGGUGUCUACUAAUGGAGGUUUAGUGGCCGAUAAAGAAGUCUUCCUAAACACAUUGCCAUCGCCUAAUUUAGAAGGAGACUUUAAUAUCAAAUGCUCAAUGGAUACUAAGCAAUCUAUAAAUGAUGAGCAUUUGUUGAAAGAGGCAGUGAAAAAAAUUCGUUUUCUUGCUAUGACACCGCAACAAUUUGCUGAUGGACCAGCCUGCUCUAAACUUUUGGAAAAACAUGAAGCUUUGGAUAUUUUUAUAAAACUUUGCAGCAAUCGAAGUAACAUCAGUUUGCCUAUGGGAUUUUGCACUUCUCGUAGCAGUCGCAUAUUACGACCAAUAGAUUACCAAUUUCUAUAAUAACGUCAAACCUCAUACCAAGGCAGUGAAAAUAAAUCGCUUUCAUAAUAUGACACCUUGAGUUUGCUCAAGGAUCAACUUGCUAUAAAGUUUUGGAAAAACAUGAAGUUUUGGAUAUUUUUAUAGAAAUAUGCAGUCCAAAUAAUUAUUAUACCCCAUUAACACAAAGUUGACUUUUCUGAAAAGUCGACUUUUUCAACUAUGGAUGUAUGUAUUCGAUUUUUUUCGGAUUUACUGCCUAAUUUACUA
Molecule: messenger RNA, 1288 nt
Organism: Calliphora vicina (urban bluebottle blowfly)
Lineage: Eukaryota; Metazoa; Arthropoda; Insecta; Diptera; Calliphoridae
Product: BTB/POZ domain-containing protein 6-like
Exons: 2
Coding region: 20-1039 (339 amino acids)
Biological process (GO): neurogenesis
Cellular component (GO): cytosol
Molecular function (GO): protein binding
Source: RefSeq, a predicted model, not a curated record